UUUAUAAAACUGUGCGUGGGAUCGUUACUAAAAAUGUGCGUACGCCCAGAAGCCAAGUUUUGCGUGCGCCAAAAAAUAUUCGGAUUUAUAAAACACUGCGUACGCACACCUGUACGCAAUCUUUGCUUUAUAAAUCACAUACUGACUACAAUUGUGCGCAGCUGAAUCAGCUUCACGUUCCGCCCUCUACACGCCCCUUUUUAACCAUAAAUGGUCAAUGCAAAUGACCUCAUGAAUGCGAUCUGCAUAUAAAACAGACUCAGAUGCCGGUAUUAUGUCUUGUUGGAAACAAUGGCAGGACAGAGAAAAGCCAAAAAAAGAAACUUCACGGAGGUUGAGGUGGAGACACUUGUGGGUGAGGUGGAGGCCCGAAAAGAAAUUUUGUUCGGCGGUCACGGGAUCGGGAUCACCAACAUUAAAAAACAGAAUGAGUGGCAACAUGUUGCUGCGGCAGUGAACGCUGUCAGUGGUACGGAGCGCACAGUACCCGAAUUGAAAAAGAAGUGGUCCGACAUAAAGGUGGGUGCAAAGCAGAGGCUGUCCUCACACCGCCAGAGCGUGACUGCAACUGGAGGGGGACCCAGGACUCCUGACCUAACACCAAUUGACACGAAAGUUGCAUCCAUAAUUGGCACCGCAAGCGUGAGUGGCAUCGUGUCCGAAAGGGAAGGAGACACUGACAACACAGAAGAACAAGAGUCAGCGGUCGGUGGGGAGAAGGACGAUGAUGCCGGCGAGGGGCCCUCGGCCGCAGGUCAUCCGGCUGCCCCCACCCCCAGCACCAAGCGUCAGUCCGCUGGUCGGGUCCUCACAGACGCAGUUCUGCAGCAACAGAGGGAAACGAUAGAUGCAGUCAACAACUUGACUGAGGAGAUGAGGCAGAUUCGAAAUGUUAUCACUGAAAUUGCCACAAUAUUAAAAGAUACUGUGAAAAAAUGAACCUUGAGUCGUCUU
Gadus macrocephalus (Pacific cod) is the source of this 954-nucleotide messenger RNA. Its product is annotated as nuclear apoptosis-inducing factor 1-like. Lineage: Eukaryota; Metazoa; Chordata; Actinopteri; Gadiformes; Gadidae. Bases 292 to 939 code for a protein of 215 amino acids. Gene Ontology annotation, cellular component: nucleus. The record is from RefSeq and is a predicted model, not a curated record. The transcript is spliced from 3 exons.